CACGACAAAGAAAACGGCAAAAAAUAAAUUGGUACAACUGAAGAAAAAAACAUGUGAAUUUAACAUGGAAGUAGUUGGAGAUAUGAUGAAAAACUCUAAAACCACAGUUGUAGCCAAGGGCGAUAAAGACAAAACAAAAAAAUAUCCGUGCUACUUUUGCGAAAAACUUGAGUGAACGAUUUCCCGUCAUUAUACUAGUAUACAUGAGAAUGAAUCGAUCAUUCAAAUGCUGGAAAGUCUAAAGGCAGAAAAAAGAAAAAAAGGUGAAGCUAUUUCAGAAGAUCAACAAGCCCGGAAUGAAAUAUUUGAUUUUCUAAGGAAACAAGCGAUGGCUAAACACAAUUUGACCGCAGGAUUAGAUGAUGAGUUUCAUGCGGUUCGACGGCCGCGAACAGAUAAAAUGGUUUCAGAUUUCAGUAUGUGUGAGAAUUGUAGAGGAUUCUUCAUUGAAUCAUCGAUAAGGAAACAUUAUAAAAAUUGCUGCAACCCAUCUGAUAUUCUAAGAAGACCCAAGAAUUUAGGCUCACGACUAAUAGGAAAAAGAUCUACGGUCAUAACCGAUUAUCUCCAAAAAGUAUUGCUACCUCUCAGAGAUGACGCAAUAACAGAUGUCAUCAUGAAUGAUGACCUAAUAUUAGAGUACGGAAACAGUUAUGCUUAUAAACACAGGCAUUCACCUCAUUUAGGGGCCAUGAUAAGAGGAAGACUGCGUCUCCUUGCGCGCCUACUAAUAGAACUUCGAAAUAGCAACGCUGAAAUCGUCAAUUUUUCUGACUUAUUCCAUCAAGAAAAUUACGAUUACCUAAUUAGUGCCGUGAAUGUAAUCGGAGAAUACAAUUGCAACCCUCAUCUUCAAGAUUUGUAUGCUAAACCUGCUCCUGCUGCUGCAGCAGGUGCUUAUGCCAAGGAAUUAUUAGAUCUAUGGAUCGUUAAAUGUAUAAAAAUGAGAAAUGCUACUGGAAAAGCAGAUGCUUUUGAAUUUCAAGCAUUAUAUAAAGAAUCGUUUUCUAAAAUCGUAGGUAAAACAGUUUCAGUUUCACAAAUAGAGAUAAAAAGAAACAAAAAAAUCGAAUUGCCAGACGAUGAAGACGUUGCAAAUUUUUAUAUAUACACAGAAAAUAGCCUCAAGAGAACUAUGAAAAUGUUGAAUGAGGGAAAAUAUAGUCAUGAGCUCUACAACGAAUUAGGAGAGCUUUUACUUAUUCGUAUCCAAUUUUUUAAUGCUCGCAGAGCAGGUGAAAUGCAACGGCUCACACUUAAUGACUGGAACAACUUACAAAGUCUUGAUGAGAAUUGCAGUAGCUACAAAAAAUUAUCAGCUAGUGAAAAAGAAUUUUUAAAAGGUUUUCACAGAAUGCUUAUAAGAGGAAAACUGUACAGAACUGUACCAGUGAUAAUUACCACCUUAGAAAAAGAUGGUCUUGAGUUGUAUACUGAUUUACGAAAAGUAAAUCAAAAGUGCACCCAGCACCCAGAUAAUCCUUAUUUAUUUGGAACAAUAGGAUCCGACACUAAUCUAAACAGAUACCUAAUAGCAUGCGAUGUUUUGAGAAAACAUAGCUUGUUCUGUAAAGCUAAGUAUCCAGAAAGAUUGAGAGGUACUCUUUUUCGCAAGAAUAUAUCUACUUUGUGCUUAAGCUUAAAGCUGACGGAUAACCAAAGAACCGAUUUAUAUCAGUGUCUAGGUCAUAGCGCCACUAUAAAUAAAAAUGUCUACGCACAGAAUGAGUUUCAACAACAGAUCUUGUCGAUUGGUCCAGUUUUGCUGAAAGCAACGCGUACAUAUGAAAAUGAAAAUAUCAACAACAUUAGCGAGUAGAGAGCGAUGACGAAGAUGAAAGUAAUGAAAAUCAGGUUAAAUAUAACAAAUGCACUACAGCAGAUGACCCUGGAGAUGUGAAAGUUACAUACGACGAACCUUCUACGAGCGGAACAAAAGCAAAAUCUGCACUACAGAAUAAGGGCUCUGAAGAAACACAUACAGAUACUUAUCAAGAAUCCGAUUAUCAAUCAUCUUCAGAUGAAGACAAGCCUCGAAAAAUCAAAGGAAGGAAAAAGAACGUAGAACAAGUUAAGAAUAGAAGCAGAUGGAACGCCGAAGAAAGGAAUGCUAUAGCAUGCUUUCACGAAAAAACGGCAAAACGUAUUAGUAUUCCAGGUGAAGAAAUUAUGGAUCUUAUUAAUAAAACACCAAUCAUGAAAGAAAGGAGACGCAAGGUUGCUGAUGUAAGAAGCCAAUUGCAGGCCUGGAAAAAAAAACAAUUAGUACCAGAUGAUGCUAUACCAAAAUAUACUCAAAUAAAGAAAGAUUGUGAUCCUACGGAUUCACGUAGCAUUUAUCACAAAAUAUAAUUAACAAAAUAGUUAUUAUAGGAAAAACUGUGAUUAUUGGAAGAAAGUGAAUGCUUAGUUAUGUGAUAAUCAUAUGUAAUAAUUACAUAAGAUCACAAAAGUCAAUAUAAGAUUUUAAUUAUAUUAGUCAUUAACAAAGUUCCUUUUACAUACUACGACAAGCUUUAGACUAUAGAUAAAUACAAAGUAGAGUAAAAAACUUCUUUUUUUUUUCAAGUAUUUAACAAAAAAUUAAUUUAAGACGUUGCGUACCAAAAAGAUUGCUUAUGCGACUUACGAGACCAUUGCUAUUGCAACAUCCGGAUUGUUUGCGAUCUUCUGCGGCACCGCCGAUUCUAAUCUUUAAACAAAACAGUUUUCUACGCCUGAUUUUAUUUUUUUUUGACCUAAAAUGAAAAUGGAGAAAAAAACAUUCCGCUAAAAAUUGUUUUUGAAUUUUUUUAAGUGAUAACUCUUACUAUGAUUUGCAUUAAUUCCAUAAGAAAAAUAUGUUAAUAAGUAUUAAAAAAUAAAUAUAAAUUGUGCAUAACACAGAAGAUGGUCAAUAAACGGGUUGCUUAACACGGGCUUGUGCCCUUAAAACAUUAGAUAAAUGUUGAUAUGUAGUUUACGCAAAGCGCAAACUAAUGAUAAAUUAUCAGUAAAAAAAAUUAUUUUAACUAACAAAACUGUACAUCAUCCAAAAGAAUGCUUAAAAAUAUGAAAUAAUAUUCUUUAUACUAGGUUAAGAACGUUAAAAAUUAUAAUCAGUAUUAACCUGGAUGUUGGAAUCUAUGAUCUAGCUCA
Molecule: messenger RNA, 3138 nt
Organism: Nasonia vitripennis (jewel wasp)
Lineage: Eukaryota; Metazoa; Arthropoda; Insecta; Hymenoptera; Pteromalidae
Exons: 2
Coding region: 227-1819 (530 amino acids)
Source: RefSeq, a predicted model, not a curated record